CCCAAUGUCGAUUGCGCGCCCUCCUACUUAGUCUGAAUCGGAGUAUUUCAGUAACACCCCUAACAAUUGCCCCCCAAGCUGGUGGUGAGUUUUAACUCAUCGCUAGCUUGUUAUUUUUUUUCAAAAAAUCUUCAUCAAUAAUUUUGGAUGGAACCCUGUGUACCCCAGUUGCCCCCCAGCUGGUGGCGCGUUUGACUGACGCAGUGCCAGCUUCUUACGUCUUGCCCCCCAUUAACGCUCAGGAAAGUAAAAUAUUUCAAUAUUUAAUAAUGAUAGAGGGGUAGAGUACUUAGCUUUAUGUUGGCGAAGCGGCGCGAAGAGUUGUUAAAAUAAGAGUGCUGCGCCAAUGAAUCACAAAGCGCGCAUGUAGCCUGCUGGUGAUGUUGCUUGUCUCGCGGAGGAGUGACGCUAGUUCGAUUACUGGCGACGACCACAUUAUUUUUAAAUGGGUCCGCGCCUGUUGAAUGCGGAGCGCGAGCUGGGCCGCUUGAAGUGCGGGCCGCGUGUUGUACAGUGCGCUUGGACGCGGGCCAAGUUGCAGUGCGCUUGGACGCGGGCCAAGUUGCAGUGCGCUUGGACGCGGGCUCAGUAUGCCGCGGGUUUGGUCGGAUGGGGCGGACUUGGAUCCGCGAGUGCGGGCCGCGACUUGGGCUCCAUCUACGCUAGGAAGCUGAGCGGGCUUUGGACUUGGGCCGCGAGCCUUGAGUGGAUUGAUGGGCGGAACACGUGAAGAGGACCUUGUCGUGGUGGGCAGAAUGCGUUGAGCGAAUCUUGCGGCGCGAUGAUUGAGUUGAUGGGACCGGUGGCGGCGAGCAGUUUCAAAAUAGAAGUGACGCGCGCCAUAUUUCAAAUGUGGGGUGUGCUAGUUGCGCGGGACGCGAGUUGAUAAUUUUGUGCUCCGUCGUACUGAGUGGGCGCGAAUAGUUCAUGACUACUGCUAUUUUUUGUUCUGUCGAACUGAGUGGGCGCGAAUAGUUCAUGACUAUUGCUAUUUUUUGUUCCGUGGAACUGAGUGGGCGCGAAUAGUUCAUGACUAUUGCUAUUUUUUGUUCCGUGGAACUGAGUGGGCGCGAAUAGUUCAUGACUAUUGCUAUUUUUUGCUCUGUGGAACUGAGUGGGCGCGAGUAGUUAAAAAUCAGACGCCGCGCCAUUGAAACACACGGUCCGCAUGUAGCCUUCUGGUGAUGUUGCUUGUCUAGCGGAGGAGUGGCGCAGGUUCGAGGACUGGCGGUGACUACGUUUUUUUUGGAGAGUUCCGUGUCUGUUGAUCGCGGGCCGCGAGUUGGGCCGCCUACAGUGCGGGCCGCGAGUGUUGAGGCGGGCGCGCGGGACGCGUCUUGGGCUUGGCAAUCCGCGAGUUAAGCGGAUCGGAAUCGAGGACUUGGGCCGCGAGAGGUAAGGUGGGCCGCUAGCGGAAGCUUGGGCCUGCUUUGCACGCGCGGAAGGCCUGAGCGGGCUUUGUGUGAGGUUACACGCGGAGUGUUGUUAAAAUGAGAGUAUUGCGUCAAAGAAUCACAAGUCGCGAUGCGGGCUGGAAGUGAUGCGAUGCGGGCCCUAUAGUCGCGAGACUGUUGUUGGGCUGGAGGUGAAGCAGACCGCGAGUUAUGUGUGGGCCCUGCGCCCGGGCGUGAGCCCAUGUGACGUGUGUGGGUUGCAAGACGCGGUAUUGCUCUGAAAUGCCCAUAUGGCGCGCGUGGCCGCGAGUUUGGGGCAGACUGGAUGGAGACGGGCCAAUGUGAUGGCGGAACUUACUAGUAGUAGUGCAGACUUCAAAUAAAAGUGGCGCGCAUUAAUUAAUAAGAAAUUCUUCUGGUGUAC
Messenger RNA from Linum trigynum, 1818 nucleotides. Lineage: Eukaryota; Viridiplantae; Streptophyta; Magnoliopsida; Malpighiales; Linaceae. The record is from the annotation of a GenBank genome assembly.